Messenger RNA from Perca fluviatilis (European perch), 3309 nucleotides. RefSeq names its product gephyrin a (gene gphna). The record is from RefSeq and is a predicted model, not a curated record. Gene Ontology annotation, cellular component: postsynaptic specialization; dendrite; cytoplasm. Gene Ontology annotation, biological process: molybdenum incorporation into molybdenum-molybdopterin complex; establishment of synaptic specificity at neuromuscular junction; glycine receptor clustering. The transcript has 25 exons. NCBI's taxonomy places the organism in Eukaryota, Metazoa, Chordata, Actinopteri, Perciformes, Percidae. Gene Ontology annotation, molecular function: molybdopterin molybdotransferase activity. The coding region runs from base 184 to 2670 and encodes 828 amino acids.
ACAAAGUACGAGUCCUGACGUCCUAGUGUCUACCACAGUGUUUUUGAGGCGGUCCCAAAUCUUCACUUAUUAGUGGAGGACACUUACACCAAAGGACACGCACGCACGCACACAUACACACACACAGUCGUCCUCCAGAGGUGCAGCAGCAGCAGCCCGCACACCACCACACUGUUUCUAUGUAUGUGCCCCGGCACAGUGCAGACAGAGGUUGUAAACAUGGCGGCGGACGGGAUGGUGCUUACCAACCACGACCAUCAGACCCGAGUGGGGAUUCUGACGGUCAGUGACAGCUGUUUCAAUAACUUGGCUGAGGACAGGAGUGGAGUCAACCUGAAAGACCUGGUCCAUGAUCCCUCACUGCUGGGAGGAGUCAUAGCAGCCUACAAGAUUGUUCCAGAUGAGAUCGAUGAAAUAAAGGACACUCUUUUGGAGUGGUGCGAUGAACAGCAGCUGAAUCUCAUUCUCACUACUGGAGGAACUGGCUUUGCACCACGAGAUGUUACACCUGAGGCCACCAGAGAGGUGAUAGAGCGAGAGGCUCCGGGUAUGGCUCUCGCCAUGCUGAUGGGAUCACUCAACGUUACACCGCUAGGCAUGCUGUCCAGGCCAGUGUGUGGUAUCCGUGGUAAAACUCUGAUCAUCAACCUGCCAGGGAGCAAGAAGGGCUCUCAGGAGUGUUUUCAGUUCAUCCUGCCCGCUCUGCCCCACGCCAUUGACCUGCUGCGUGAAGCCGCGGUCAGGGUUAAAUCCACACAUGCCGCCCUGGAGCAGCUGCCCUCCCCUUCCCCUCUGCUGGCCAACACGCACAUCGACACAAACGCCAACAUGCACACCAUGGAGCGCGGCACCCAGUGUGAGGAAGAGGAGGACGAGGAGGAGGAGGAGGACCGGAGGAGAGUUCGACAUGCGCACAACCACCACCACCACCACCAUCACCAGCAUGGUACCUCCCACAUCACCGCAGCUGCUAUCGCUGCCAAGACGAGCCAUGCUGUGGUCAUGGCUAAGGGGGGUCCCUACUUUGCCGCCAACACACCUGACCCGCCCACUCAUUUCACCUGCUCCUGUACUCAUGACCAGCAGAUCCCGGACUCUAUCAUUUCCCGAGGCGUUCAGGUGCUUCCUCGAGAUUCAGCCUCUUUAAGCUCCACCCCUUCCGAGUCACCACGAGCCACACAGGCGACCUCCCGUCUUUCCACCGCCUCAUGCCCGACACCCAAGGUUCAGUCACGAUGUGGCAGUAAUGAGAACAUUCUGAGAGCCAGCCACAGUGCGGUGGACAUCAGUAAAGUGGCACGUCGUCAUCGCAUGUCUCCGUUCCCAUUGACUUCAAUGGACAAAGCCUUCAUCACUGUUCUAGAGAUGACACCUAUUCUGGGAAUUGAAGUCAUUAACUACAGAGAUGGUUUCGGUCGAGUGCUCGCUCAGGACAUCUAUGCCAAAGACAACCUUCCUCCGUUCCCUGCUUCCGUUAAAGAUGGCUACGCUGUACGAGCUGCUGACGGCCCGGGAGAUCGCUUCAUCAUGGGAGAAUCACAGGCCGGACAACAGCCCACUCACACAGUGAUGCCAGGUCAGGUGAUGAGGGUGACGACCGGGGCUCCGAUUCCUUGUGGAGCCGACGCUGUGGUCCAGAUAGAAGAUACAGAACUUCUGAGGGAGUCUGAGGAUGGCACGGAGGAGCUGGAGGUGAGGAUCAUGGUCCAGGCCCGGCCCGGACAGGACAUCAGGCCAAUAGGCCAUGACAUCAGGCGAGGGGAGUGUGUGUUGGCUAAAGGAACACAUAUGGGCCCGUCAGAGAUCGGCCUGCUAGCUACAGUGGGAGUGACUGAGGUCAGCGUGCACAAGUUCCCUGUGGUGGCUGUCAUGUCCACUGGAAACGAGCUGUUGAAUCCAGAGGAUGACCUCCACCCAGGGAAAAUACGAGACUCCAACCGCUCCACCCUGCUGUCCACCAUCCAGGAACAUGGAUAUCCCACCAUCAACCUGGGCAUCGUUGGAGACAACCCUGAUGACUUGCUGUCAGCGCUCCACGAGGGAAUCAGUCGUGCCGACGUCAUCAUCACUUCGGGGGGUGUGUCCAUGGGAGAGAAGGACUACCUAAAGCAGGUGCUGGAUAUUGACCUUCAUGCUCAGAUCCACUUUGGACGAGUCUUUAUGAAGCCAGGUCUUCCUACUACAUUUGCCACAGUUGACAUUGAUGGAAUACGGAAACUCAUCUUUGCUCUGCCAGGAAACUUCAACUUCAGAGAGACUGGGCCCUCCCUGCUGGAGGUCGUAGCCCCGAGUGAGACCGAGGCCAGACAACCACUAACCCCUGCACCUAUGGGAAGUAACCCAGUGUCUGCAGUGGUGACAUGUAACCUGUUUGUGAUUCCUGCUCUGAGGAAGAUGCAAGGCAUUCUGGACCCUAGACCUACAAUUAUUAAAGCUAGGCUUUCCUGUGACGUGAAGCUGGAUCCCAGGCCAGAGUACCACCGCUGUAUUCUCACCUGGCAUCACCAGGAGCCACUGCCCUGGGCACAAAGCACAGGCAACCAGGUAUCCAGCAGGCUAAUGUCAAUGCGUAGCGCUAAUGGUCUGCUGAUGUUACCUCCCAAAACGGAGCAGUACGUGGAACUGCAUAAGGGAGAGGUCGUGGACGUCAUGGUCAUCGGACGGCUAUGAUGCAGACUUCAAUGUCACUCGCUACCGAUUACCGUGGCAGUGCCAGGACUUCCUGUCUGGACAGGAAACGAGCGGGGGCAGGAAGUGAUGCAUGUCUACCUGGUCGCCAUUAGCUGUGAUGUCAUAUGCAACAGCCAAUCGGAGCCAGCGGAGGCUGAAACCUCAUUGGUCUGCUCUGAGGAGAUCACUGUAUUUCAAUGGAGAAAAAAUGUGAAAAAAAAUAUAAAAUAUGAGAUUUAUUCUGUAAUAAUAUUAUUAUUAUUAUUAUUAUUAUCCUGAUGAUAAUGAUUAUUAAUAUUCUAUUUAUUAUUAUUAUUACCAUGGUUCUGAUUGAAUAUUAUCAUCUUAGUAGUACUCAUGCCCUCUUCUCUCCUGUUCAUUUGCUUUGUGCGUUUGAUAUUCUUCCCUGGUAGAUAUAGAGACCUUCCUCCCAAUCCCCCUGACCUCUUUUUUUCCUUUUCUCUCCCUCUUCUUUCUCUCUUCUUCUUUUCUGCUCUAGCAUCCUCUACCCAGAUAUAGAAACUCCUUGAUAACCCUUCCCUGCAGUAUCCCUACAUCUCCCCCUUGAACACACUGACCUUAACAUCAGUAUUGACAGAAAUAUGAACUAUAUGCUUAUAAAGACAUCUUUUGAUUAAA